Diprion similis is the source of this 2910-nucleotide messenger RNA. RefSeq names its product glutamine-dependent NAD(+) synthetase (gene Nadsyn). Gene Ontology annotation, biological process: NAD+ biosynthetic process. The record is from RefSeq and is a predicted model, not a curated record. Gene Ontology annotation, molecular function: ATP binding; NAD+ synthase (glutamine-hydrolyzing) activity; glutaminase activity. The transcript is spliced from 14 exons. Gene Ontology annotation, cellular component: cytoplasm. NCBI's taxonomy places the organism in Eukaryota, Metazoa, Arthropoda, Insecta, Hymenoptera, Diprionidae. Bases 184 to 2553 code for a protein of 789 amino acids.
UAACCGUGUGUCGUUGACUUUCGUAUGGUUGUGCAAUAUCACGUUAUUACCCGUGUUAUUACCGAACAGCGCAAGGUACUUGCCCGUAUUUUUUAUUCAUGCUUUGUUUCUGUCCUGUGAUUGAAUUCAGCAUAUGUAUGUACUGUAAUCCCGUUGAUUAAGGACUGCCGUGAACUUCCACGGAUGCAUAAUACUGAAUCCAGGAAACGCAAACACUACAGUGGAAAUCUUUCUAGACAGAGAGAAGAGCGCGAGCCGCAGAGAAGUGAAAGUGCUGAAGGUAUAAAACGUAUCAAAGGGACUAAUUGUUGGAAUAUGGGGCGAACUGUGACAGUAGCGGCUUGCACGCUGAACCAAUGGGCGAUGGACUUCGAUGGGAACCUAAAAAGGAUAUUUCAAAGUAUACAGCAAGCCAAGGAGAUGGGAGCAACUUAUAGAAGUGGUCCAGAGCUUGAAAUAUGUGGUUAUAGUUGCGAGGAUCACUUUUAUGAAUCAGACACGCUGUUGCAUAGCUGGGAAGUAUUAGCCGAGCUUCUGAAAUCACCAAUAUGCGAGGAUAUAUUGAUCGAUGUUGGUAUGCCUGUUAUGCACAAGAAUGUGAAUUACAAUUGUAGAAUAGCUUUCAUAAACAAGAAGAUCUUACUGAUUAGACCAAAGAUGAGGAUGUGCGGAGAUGGGAAUUACAGAGAAUCACGAUGGUUUUCGGCUUGGACUAAGGAGCGUAUGGUCGAGGAUUAUUUUUUGCCUAGAAUGAUAUCAGCUAUAACUGACCAAUCGACAGUGCCUUUUGGUGACGCUGUCAUAUCGACCAAGGAUACAUGCAUAGGUUUUGAGAUAUGCGAAGAGUUGUGGAAUCCGAGCAGCAACCAUAUACCGAUGAGUCUGGAUGGCGUUGAAAUAAUUGUUAAUGGAAGUGGGUCACAUUUUGAACUGCGCAAAGCUUACGUUACCGUUGAUCUAGUGAAAGCAGCUACCUUCAAGGCUGGUGGCUGCUACAUAUUCAGCAACUUGCGUGGAUGUGACGGUGCCCGAAUUUACUUCAACGGUGGUUCUAGCAUUGCUUUAAAUGGUAAGAUAUUGAAUCGUGGAAAAGAGUUUGCCCUCCAGGAUGUUGAAGUAACAGUAGCGACGGUGGAUUUGGAAGAUAUAAGGUCUUAUCGAAACAAUAUCAGAUCUCGAACGCACUUAGCUGCGAGAGCUCAACCUUACCCCCGGGUCAAGGUUGACUAUGCAUUAACAUCUGAAAGGGUAAUUUCAAACCGUCCAAAUGUUCCAAUUAGUUGUGAUUAUUAUUCAAUGGAGGAGAAUGAGUCGUCGAGUUGGUGGUACCACACCCCAGAAGAAGAAAUCUCUCUGGCUCCGGCAUGCUGGUUGUGGGAUUAUUUGAGGCGAUCUUGUCAGGGCGGAUUUUUCUUGCCCCUCAGUGGAGGUGUAGACUCGACCUCUGUUGCGUGUUUGGUUUAUUCGAUGUGCGACAUGAUCGUCAGCUCUGUCAGCAAAGGCGAUUCCCAAGUUCUUUCGGAUAUAAGAAAAAUCGUGGGUGAUGGUGAAUACGUUCCCACUGAUCCGAAGCAAUUAUGUAACGUUAUUCUGUUCACUUGCUACAUGGCCACAGAAAACUCUUCAAUUGAAACAAAGACACGAGCUGCUGAACUGGCCAGUCAAAUCGGCGCGUACCAUCACAGUAUUGUUAUCGAUACAGCAGUCUCUGCAGUUCUUGGUAUAUUUCAACAAGUUACCAAAUUGACGCCAAGAUUUAAAGUGCACGGUGGCUCGCCAAGGGAAAGCUUGGCACUCCAAAAUAUUCAGGCUCGCUUACGAAUGGUUAUUGCAUAUCUGUUUGCGCAACUGAUGUUAUGGGUUAGAGGCCGACCCGGUGGGCUCUUGGUAUUGGGAAGUGGUAAUGUGGACGAGGCUUUGAGGGGCUAUUUUACUAAAUACGAUUGCAGUAGUGCGGAUGUCAAUCCAAUUGGAGGGGUAACAAAGACUGAUCUGAAGAAGUUCCUUAUUUACUUUAGGAAGAAACAUAACAUGCAUACCCUGGACGCGAUAUUGGAUGCUCCACCCACGGCCGAAUUGGAGCCUUUGCAACACGGCCAAUUGGCUCAAUUGGACGAAAUCGAUAUGGGAAUGACCUACAAAGAGCUCGGGGCUUUUGGAAAAUUGAGAAAGCAAAAUUGUGCAGGACCAUUUUCUAUGUUUUGCAAAUUGUUAUAUAUGUGGGAGGAUUGUACUCCUAAAGAGAUUGCCGAUAAAGUAAAACAUUUUUAUCGCUGUUACGCGAUAAAUCGGCACAAGAUGACCGUUCUUACGCCAUCAUGCCACGCCGAAACGUAUAGUCCCGACGAUAAUCGGUUUGACCACCGACCUUUCCUUUACAAUCACACUUGGAAGUGGCAGUUUAAGGCGAUCGAUGAUCAGCUCAGACGAAUAGGCUCUGACGACAAGAUGCAGUGGGCACAAAAUAACGAACCCAGUGUUUCAGCAAAGCCUACUCUUUCUCCGAUUCGACUUAAUCCAACGAAUAAAACCCAUCAUGGUGUUGUAGUUUAAUACUAAGCUUAUGCCAACCAUACCCUAUACCUACUGGUAUAUAAAUAUACAUAUAUCAGUAAGUAUACCCUUAGAAAAUGUAAGAACCGAUCGGAAUGGUAUGAGUUUCCGUCCCAUGUGAAUUUUUAAUGAUAUUUAUAUAAACAGUUGAUUUUAGAGGAAAAAAAAUGAAAAUAAAAAAAAGCUUACCGUAAAUAUUUUCAUACCGAAAUGUAUUGAAAGUACAGGUUGUAUGAAUAAAUUAUGUAUGUUUCCUUAAUUUUAAAUGCUAACGCUGUGUGGACCAAAGGUUUCUAAUAUGCUUAAAUUAAGAUGUUUUUAUUAUCUCUUUAACUUCUACAUACAGAAUGCAUAACC